This is a messenger RNA of Drosophila pseudoobscura, 1415 nucleotides long. RefSeq names its product easter (gene ea). The transcript has 3 exons. Lineage: Eukaryota; Metazoa; Arthropoda; Insecta; Diptera; Drosophilidae. Gene Ontology annotation, molecular function: serine-type endopeptidase activity. Gene Ontology annotation, biological process: proteolysis. Bases 16 to 1269 code for a protein of 417 amino acids. The record is from RefSeq and is a predicted model, not a curated record.
AUAUAUCUAAAUCUAAUGCUAAUAGUUGUUAGAUAUUCAGAGGCUGUUUGCCAAACGGAAUUGUUGUUUAUUUUUGGAAUUAGAUACAUAUGCAUUUUUGCUCAAUUCAGACUAAAUUACACACAGUGUUUAAUCAUUUGCCCCCCAGAGUUCUAUUUCCCCAAUGAGGCCACCCAAGUGCCCAACUAUGGGCGAUGCAUUACGCCCAAUCGAGAACGUGCCCUGUGCAUACAUCUGGAGGAUUGCAAAUAUCUCUAUGGCGUGCUGACGACGAGCCCGCUGCGUGACACCGACAGACUCUACCUCAGUCGCAGCCAGUGUGGCUAUACGAACGGUAAGGUAUUGAUCUGCUGCCUGGAUAGGUACCGGGACACCAGCCCGACCACGAUGCAGCAAUCGGUCCAACCAAACAUCACCAAUAGCAAUCUGCUGCCGCUGCCCGGCCAAUGCGGCAAUCUGUUGUCCAAUCGUAUUUACGGUGGCGUCCGAACCAAAAUCGACGAGUUCCCCUGGAUGGCAUUGAUAGAAUACACCAAGACCGCUGGCAAAAAGGGCCAUCAUUGCGGUGGCUCCUUGAUUAGCACUCGGUAUGUGGUGACGGCCUCGCACUGUGUCAAUGGUAAGGCCCUGCCCGCCGACUGGCGACUGACUGGUGUGCGCCUGGGCGAGUGGGACACCGCCACCGAUCCCGACUGCGAGUUGGACGUACGGGGCAUGAAGGACUGUGCACCUGCGCACUUGGAUGUGCCUGUCGAGCGGACUAUACCACAUCCCUCCUACAUUCCCAGCUCUAAAAACCAGGUUAACGACAUUGCUUUGCUGCGUUUGGGCAACCAAGUGGAGUACACCGACUUUGUGCGGCCCAUUUGCCUGCCCCUGGACGCGAAUCUGCGCUCAGCCACGUUUGAUGGCAUUACCAUGGAUGUGGCUGGCUGGGGAAAGACGGAAGAGAUGUCCUCCAGCAAUCUGAAGCUCAAGGCUGCCGUGGAAGGUACCAGAAUGGACGACUGCCAGGCCGUGUACAACCGUCAGGACAUAAUGCUGGAGGACACACAGAUGUGUGCAGGCGGCAAAGAGGGCAUCGACUCGUGUCGCGGUGACUCCGGGGGUCCGCUGAUAGGCCUGGACACAAACAAAGUAAAUACUUACUAUUUCUUGGCGGGCGUGGUUUCGUUCGGGCCCACGCCCUGCGGACUGGCGGGCUGGCCAGGAGUGUACACGCUCGUGGGCAAAUACGUUGACUGGAUCCAAAAUACAAUUGAGCCAUAAAUGGUGUAGCAACUGCAGGGCUGCCAUAUCUAUCAAAUAGCUUACGUAAGGCGUUGCCAGAAAACGCGCUACUGUUAAGUUGUCAACACGAGAAAUAUGCUGAGAAAUAUCUGCGUAACACAGCUAAAUCUGCUGAAAAGUGCAAC